UUGACAUCUUUUAAUAUUUUAAUAUAAUAUUGUCAUAAUAUUGUUUAUCCUGAGCAGCAUAUACUAAAAAAAUGGGAAGUAUGAUAGGAAUGCGAUUUUGUGCUAAUACUGUAUUAAAAAACUACACAGUAAUGUCAGUAAGAGUGAUGAAAAGUUAUUACUGUCAUUUUUUAUUAAAUUGGGAAAUGUGUUAUUCCAAGAGCCAACAAAAGUGUUUGAAUGCACUUUAUUAUCAUGAUAUUUCAAAUUAUUCACCAUCUACUUGUACCAAACUAAAUAACAGAUUUUUCUCUAUAACCUAUACAUUGGCAAAAGCCAAGGAUCGUGGUAAAGAUAAGAAAAAGCAAAAGGUGCAGCAUAUUGAUUUCAAUGAGAUGGAAGAAGUUAUCGAUGUUAAUAAGUUAACAUCUCAACUUGACAAGGCUAUUGAAGGUUUGAAAAAUAAUUUUGUCAAGUAUUUGUCGAUAAGAUCAAGUGUGGGUGCUCUAGAGGAGUUGGUUGUGAGAUUUGAAGAUAAAGAUUACACAUUGCAGGAGCUUGCUCAGAUUAGUCGUAAACCUAAACUCAUAGUAUUGAAUAUAUCCACUUUUCCACAAGCUAUUCCAAAUAUUCUUAACAGUCUGUCAAAAAAUCAGAUGAACCUAAAUCCACAACAGGAUGGAACUACAGUUUAUGUCCCUAUUCCUAAAGUAACAAAGGAACACCGAGAAACAUUGUCCAAAAAUGCAAAAGGCUUUUAUGUGAAAUGUUGUGAUAAUGUUAGAGAUAUACGCAACAAACAAAUUAAAUCUCUCAAACGAGAAGAAAGUUUAGCCAAAGACUUGGUGUUCAAGAUAGAAGGUUAUAUAGAUGCUCUAAGUCAGCAAUAUAUAAGUAAAGCUGAACAACUGUUGGAAACCAAACAGAAAGAAUUAUUGGGUGAAUCUGAAUAAGGCUAAUAUUUUAUGAAUUGUAAUAUCCUCAGAUAACUGGCUCUUACAAAUAUCUGUGAAUAAUUCAUAAUUAUUAUUAAAUAAUUAUUAUUAAAUAAUUUGUUAUACCUAAAGGAAGAUUAAUCCAAACGAAAUAACCACCUCCAGGACGCCGAUAUGAACAACAUUUUGGCAGAAAUCGAUCUAAAGUUGCGCAAAGUGCAUUUAAUCGCUCCUACGAAUUUGAUAGUCAUUAAAGUUAACAACAAAAUCAUUUAAAAUAUUUUUAUAUCCUGGAAGAAUAAUGUAAAACGUACUCUAUAGAUCUCUAUGAUUUUAUUGAGAUAUUCGUCUUCGAUAUUCUCAUGAAGCAUGCUCGUAAUUAUACCGGAAACAUAAUGAUUUACUCCACCACCGCUGCAUAGUAUACCGCUAAAAAAUUGUAACAGAGUCUUGCUGGACUCACCAUGUUUUUAUAAUGUUAACAACACGCGGGCUGCAUUCAAGCCAUCCAAAACGAAUCGCUGGCGAAAAGAUUUUGGAAAACGAGCAGUUCGACACGACGUUCCCGCCUCUGUAAUUUGGAUCCUGAGGAUUGUCGUAAGAGAUCAAGCGUAAUGGCGGAAGUCCUUGUCCGUAAUAAAGUAAAUUGUACACAUCGUCGCAGGUUACCAAUAUAGAAUUGUUUUGUGCAAUCUCCACUAAGCGCUUGCAUUGAUCUGCCGAGAAAUAAAACCAUUUUUUAACAUGAAA
Messenger RNA from Harpegnathos saltator (Jerdon's jumping ant), 1664 nucleotides. It is a transcript of the gene mRRF1, whose product is annotated as mitochondrial ribosome recycling factor 1. The transcript has 5 exons. Bases 72 to 932 code for a protein of 286 amino acids. Gene Ontology annotation, molecular function: ribosomal large subunit binding. The record is from RefSeq and is a predicted model, not a curated record. Lineage: Eukaryota; Metazoa; Arthropoda; Insecta; Hymenoptera; Formicidae. Gene Ontology annotation, cellular component: mitochondrion. Gene Ontology annotation, biological process: translation.